AUGGGACAAGAGGAAACUGGACAAAUGACUAAAUGUCAGAUUGCCAUUGAACGGAUUCACAAGGGCCUGCAGUCUGCAAAAGACAGAAUUUGGGAUCAUUGGGGCAAAAGAAUGACACGAAGCAUCAAAACAACAGCCAAAAAGAUGACUUCGGUGAAAAUUUCUACUGAAGACCUGGAGGAAAAUAAUUAUACCAUGACAGAUGUCAGACAUAGUAUAGACAACAACUGCUUUGACAUUGGGUAUUACGAUAUUGAAGAGAGUUCCUCAAUAUCAAGGAAAUAUGAAGAAUUUUCAGCCAGUCAUAGUACCUGUGUUCCAAUUGCAGUAGCAGAGACUUACACCGACGAAGGUGAUGAGGAGCACAGUGGAUGCACAGAAACGGAAUACAGAAAACAGGGAGACAGAUUAAGACGUAGAGAGCAGUGCCAGAGUUCAAGUGGCUUCAGUCAGAUUUCUGGGACUUCUGAAACUAUAAGUGGUUUUUCAGAAACACAUGAAAAGAAAGAGCAAAAAGAGAAAUGUGAUGUUGGUAGUUAUUCUGAUGCCAGCACUGUGGAUCCAGUUAUUCUUCUGUUUUCUCAGCCUAAAAAGUCACACCUACCUAAGGACUGUUUUGCAGAAAGUUGUGUUGAAUGUUUCCCGUGUUGUGUAGUGGAUAUCACUAAGUUUCCAGGCAGAACUUGGUGGAAAUUUAGAAAAACCUGCUACAGAAUUGUUAAACAUAGCUGGUUUGAAAGUUUUAUAAUUUUUAUUAUAAUAUUGAGCAGCGCAGCACUGGCAUUUGAAGAUAUUCACCUUCAGGAGAGAAAAAUAGUGAAAAUGAUCCUAGAGUAUGCUGAUAAAAUAUUUACCUACAUCUUUUUUAUGGAGAUGCUUCUGAAAUGGGUAGCUUAUGGUUUGCACAGUUAUUUCACAAAUGCCUGGUGUUGGCUUGACUUCAUCAUUGUGUGUCUGUCAUUUGUUUCCUGGGGACUAAACAAUGUUUCCGAAGCCACAUCGCUUUGUUCCUCUGGGAGUGCCCUGAAAUCUCUUAGGACUCUUAGAGCAUUGAGGCCUCUACGAGCUUUGUCAAGAUUUGAAGGAAUAAAGGUUGUCGUGAAUGCACUCUUGGGAGCUAUCCCCUCAAUCUUGAAUGUUUUGCUCGUCUGUGUUGUCUUCUGGCUCCUAUUUAACAUUGUAGGAGUAAAAUUACUUGGACAAAAAUUUUGGAAAUGCACACUCGAGAAAAUAAAUGACAGUGAAAUUAAUAAUAGAAAAGAUUGUGCUUACUAUAAUGGAACAUGGACAAAUAGUCUUGUAAACUUUGAUAAUGUUGGGAUCGGAUACCUGGCUCUUCUCCAAGUGGCAACUUUUAAGGGUUGGAUGGAUAUUAUGUAUGCAGCAGUGGAUUCACGUGAGAUAGAUGAACAGCCGAAAUUUGAAGCAUUCUUAGCCAUGUAUAUGUAUUUUGUGAUUUUCAUUAUUUUUGGAUCUUUCUUCAUGCUGAACCUUUUCAUUGGAGUGGUUAUCAGCAAUUUUAACCAACAAAGGAAAAAGAUAAGUGGAAAAGAUCUAUUUUUAACUGAGGAACAGAAAAAGUACUAUAAUGCUCUGAAAAAACUUGGAUCCAAGAAACCUCAAAAACCCAUCCCAAGACCAUUGAAUGUGUUCCAAGGAUUUCUGUUUGAUAUAGUAUCGCACAAAGCAUUUGACAUCACUGUUGUGACUUUCAUCUGUCUGAAUAUGGUCAUUAUGAUGGCAGAAAAUAACCAGAAUGGCAAGGAUGUUCUUAACAAAAUCAACUUUUUUUUUGUGGCGGUAUUUACUCUGGAAUGUGUGAUAAAAAUAAUAGCCCUAAGACAGUACUUCUUCACCAGUGGCUGGAACAUAUUUGAUUUAGCUGUUGUGAUCCUUUCACUCAUUAGUAAUGGACUUGCUGAAGGCUUUCGAACUUUGUUCUCUCCUACACUUUUGAGAAUUUUUCGUUUGGCACGAAUUGGCCGAAUCCUGAGAUUAAUUCGGAGAGCUAGAGGAAUUCGAACUCUUCUUUUUGCUUUACUGAUGUCUCUUCCUGCACUGUUUAACAUUGGUCUUUUGCUUUUUCUGGUUAUGUUCAUUUAUGCCAUUGUGGGCAUGACAAACUUUGCCUGUGUUGGCUGGGAAGGCGGGAUUGAUAACCUUUUCAACUUUCAAACAUUUGAUAGUAGCAUGCUCUGUCUCUUCCAAAUCACAACAUCAGCUGGGUGGGAUGGGCUUUUGGUCCCUCUGUUAAAAGGAGCUGAUUCAUGUGCUCCCAACUUAAAUUUAACAGAUGAACAGAAAAAAAAUUGCACAAAUAAGGAGGUUGGUAUUUUAUUUUUUGUAAGCUAUGUCAUUAUAUCAUUUCUCAUUGUUGUAAAUAUGUACAUAGCUGUCAUUUUAGAGAACUUCAGUGUUGCCACUGAAGAAAGCACAGAUCCUCUUUCUGAGGAUGACUUUGAUAUGUUUUAUGAGACCUGGUCAAUUUUUGAUCCUCAGGCAACACAGUUUAUUGAAUAUUCUGCACUUUCAGACUUUGCAGAUGCUCUGGCAGAACCUUUACGUAUUCCAAAGCCUAAUAAAAUUCAGCUCAUAUCGAUGGACCUCCCUAUAGUUACUGGAGAUAAGAUCCACUGCUUGGAUAUCUUGCUUGCUUUCACUAAAAGGGUUUUAGGAGAAUCUGGGGAUAUGGGUGGUCUUGAAUUACACAUGGAAGAAAAAUUUGUAGCUGCCAAUCCAUCUAAAGUUUCUUACAGGCCAAUUACUACUACCCUUAAAAGAAAACAAGAGGAGGUAUCAGCUCUUAUUAUUCAAAGGGCCUUCAGGAGGUAUUUGAUGCAGCGUUCUUUUAAAAAUAAAUCUUUCUUACACCAUCAUAAACAUUAUAGCAGCGCUGUCUUACAAGAAGAAACACAUGAGAAGGAAAGUCUUAUUGCAUCAGUGCUUAAUGAAAAUGAUGGUAGGAAGCUAGAUAAAUCACGGACUAUAUCUUCCAUAUCUCUCCCUUUAUUUUAUGAUGGUAUUACUGAAGCAGAGAGCGAUAACGUGGACACAUAA
Molecule: messenger RNA, 3057 nt
Organism: Pterocles gutturalis (yellow-throated sandgrouse)
Lineage: Eukaryota; Metazoa; Chordata; Aves; Pterocliformes; Pteroclidae
Product: sodium channel protein type 5 subunit alpha-like
Exons: 12
Coding region: 1-3057 (1018 amino acids)
Biological process (GO): sodium ion transmembrane transport; membrane depolarization during action potential; neuronal action potential
Cellular component (GO): voltage-gated sodium channel complex; axon; plasma membrane
Molecular function (GO): protein binding; voltage-gated sodium channel activity
Source: RefSeq, a predicted model, not a curated record